Polyodon spathula (Mississippi paddlefish) is the source of this 3705-nucleotide messenger RNA. RefSeq names its product NF-kappa-B inhibitor zeta-like. Gene Ontology annotation, molecular function: DNA binding; POU domain binding. Gene Ontology annotation, biological process: regulation of gene expression. The record is from RefSeq and is a predicted model, not a curated record. The transcript has 12 exons. Gene Ontology annotation, cellular component: nucleus. NCBI's taxonomy places the organism in Eukaryota, Metazoa, Chordata, Actinopteri, Acipenseriformes, Polyodontidae. The coding region runs from base 86 to 2041 and encodes 651 amino acids.
CUGGAGUGUUGAGAAUCAAAGUGAGCGAGUUGAAGAAUAUACUCCCAAAAUACAAGGUUAGGGAAAGCAAAAAAAGCUCUGAAAAAUGAUAGUGGACAGGAUUACCGAACACAGUGGGAACCUGCUGGACCUCGAAUGUGGGUUGAUGACAAGCCCCAUGAAUCUGGGUUAUUUCUAUGGGGACUCCCCCGCGUCGAGCGACCAGUCCGGCUCCCCUCAGUCUCACUAUUCCCCUUGUUCUCCAAAUUCCGACUCGGAUUCUUCAAGCAGCCGGAGCUCCGCCGGGUGCUACGCGCGUACAGACGGAGCCACUGAAAACGGUCAGUCCCCAAGGGGUGGUGGGAAGCAGCAGAGCAAAGCCUUCCAGGGAGUUCGUGUGAAAAACCCAGUGAAGGAGCUCUUGAUGAACAAACGAAGCAACCAGAUAUCACAGAGGCCUCGGCAGGAACACAACCAGGUGCAGCGGAAUACCGCAGAACCUGAGAAGUUUAAAGAGCUGAAAUCGAUCCUGUGUGAAGGAAAGAGACAUGCAUCAGAGAGCGUGUUCGAUACUUUCAGUUACAAAAGAGCUGCUCCGUUCCAUCUUCUGACACCCCCCCAAACGCCCACAUCCAUUGAGACCAUGGACAAUGGCCAAAGGAACGAACCCAGAAGCUCAGAAGCAAACCCUAACAUCCUGAACAUCAUCCAAAUGGUCAAUGCCAAUGCCGCUAAGGUUUCCCUGACAACAGUGCAGUUUAAUGGGGGUAAUCCAUCACAGGAUCACCAGAGAGACCAAUAUUAUGAGUCUUAUGGGGGGCAAGUUUCCAUGGAGCCACAGGUUAGCAGCCCACCCCAAGCCAGUGAUCCAGCCCAGAUGUUCCCCUUCUACUCUUCAGCCCAGAUGCAAGAGUUCCCCUAUACUUCACCAUGCCUGGUCAGUGACCAGUCAUCUGUUUAUCCAGCAACCCAGCCAGAUAUCCUGAAGUUCAACAUUCCAAGCCAGGUUGGGAACCAAGAAGAGCAACAGAACUCCCUCAACAUGGCCAGCAUCUUCUCUUCCCCAGCCGCCCGGCUAGACCCCCAAAUCUUCUCUGCUCCACAGCUUCCUUCAAAGUGUCCCCAGAUUCCCCAGGAGCCAGGAGGCGUGUCGUUCUUCCAGUGGCAGAUUGAGCAGGAGGACAGGAAGUUGGCCAACAUCACCCGGGAGCAUCUUCUCUCCAAAGACUCUGACGGUGACACGUUCCUCCACAUUGCCGUGGCCCAAGGAAGACGAGCACUGUCCUACGUGCUCGCCAGGAAAAUGGCUUUGUUUGGCAUGUUGGAUGUCAAGGAGCACAAUGGCCAGAGUGCCCUGCAGGUUGCCGUGGCAGCAAACCAGCACCUGAUUGUGCAGGAUCUCCUGAGCCUUGGUGCACAGAUAAACACAGCUGACUGCUGGGGCAGGACACCACUGCAUGUGUGUGCAGAGAAGGGCCACGCACAGGCUAUCCAGGCAAUUCAGAAGGGAGUCCUUGAAAAUGGCCAGCAACUGGAUCUGGAGGCCAUAAAUUAUGAUGGUAUGACAGCGCUGCACCGUGCAGUAGUCUCCCACAAUGCUGGGGUGCAGGAGCUCCAGAAAACCCUGCAGCCCCGUUCUCCCUACAUCCAGGGUCUGCUGAUCAAGAACAAGAGGCUGGUGGACUGUAUCAAGACUCUCCUUCAGAUGGGAGCAACCAUCCAUGCUAAGGACAGGAAGAGUGGCCGCACAGCAGUGCAUAUCGCAGCAGAAGAGGCAAACUUGGAAUUGCUUCAGCUCUUCCUAGACCAGCCUGACUGCCUCACAAUCGUUAAUUCAAAGUUGUAUAAUGGAAACACGGCUCUCCACAUUGCUGCCAGCCUGCAGAACCGUGUGGCUCAGCUGGAUGCGGUGCGCCUGCUCAUGAGGAAGGGGGCUGACCCCAGCUCCCGGAACCUGGAGAACGAGCAGCCCCAAAAUCUGGUGCCGGAUGGGCCUGUGGGGGAGCAGGUCCGGCGCAUUCUGAAGGGGAAAGCAGUGAAGUCACGCAGCUCUCCUUUCUGAGCCACCAGAAUUUCGUCGACAACCACUGUCAGUUAGGCAGUCCAGUUUAUUUGUCCAUAACCAUUUGCCACAGGCAAAUGUGUGUUGUUUCUAUGAAACAAAUGAGCCUUUGUUCACUACUGUGUAGUGUUUGGUGUGUUAAAGGAGAGAUACAUUUAAGCAAGGACCCGGUUUGAUCAGCUUGCAAUAACAGUGUUCGUCAAGAUGAUCUGCAGUAGAAUCAGAGAUAGCUUUGUCUGAUAAGUUGUUCCAAACUGCUAUCUCGCAAAUGCAAAUCCAUGCCACAUUUCCCUUAAUAAAGGCCAUGGUAAAAGCACGGCGUAGAAUUGUAAAGCUUCGUGAACGAAAGAAAGAUUAAGCAGGAAUGGUAAAACACAGGGAGGCAUAGUAUUGUGUUGCAAACUAAAUGUAUAGUAAAAGCAUUGGAAAAGCAUGCACAUUUACAAUGGGAAACUUUUGUCAAGGAUUACAAUUUACUUCCAUCCCUUACAUUUAUUAUUUGGUUGACACAACUGUGACGCGCUGAUAAACCGGACUUGCUUUUGCUAAGAAUUUUAAUAACAACAGUUAGUUGUGAUAAUGCUGUACAUAUUUAAUACAGAAUCAUUGAACCUACUGUGCCUAUGCAGUAGCAAUCCAGUGAAGGGAGAAUAUUUAAUGUAAAAUGUAACAAUGAAAUGAAACAAACUGCUGCACAGUCAUCACAAUGCUAGCUUGAAUAAACAAAGUGUGUUUCCAACACAAGCAGUCAUUUACAAUACAGAGCAGAUUUUUAAACAUCUAAGGGACUUCAUCACGGAUAUAAAUGUAUAAUUUUAAUUUUUUUAUGUACCUAUUCAAGAUUUUAAUAGAGAAUUAUAAGGACAUAUUUGCAUUAGACGUGGGUGUUACAGUACAUGAAAAUAAUCUUAAUAGUGUGAGCUUAAAACUGUCAGGGCUAGUUUCACUGAGCCAGAUUGGGACUAGUCUUGGAAUACCGUACCUAAAGUAACAUUAGGACCAGUGCGAAUCAGGGUCUGUGAAACCAGCCAGAACAGUAUGCUUAUUUAAAGAAUGCCGGAUAGGUAAACUCAAGUAUUUGAUGAAAAUGCAUAUUAGUUUGGACAACAAGCCCUCACCAUGGUACUGAGUGGGACUGAGAUACUGAGCAGUAUGUAAUGAAUCGUUCAGCCUUUUAAUAGGUUUGAUUUACAUAUUGUUUUGGAAAUUCAUUUUAAGAUUUAAAAGCAUACCGGUAAUUGAUUUAUUUUUACUAUUGCUGUUGUUGGAUUAUUGUAAGUAGUGUUUGACUUGUUAGCUUACAUGUUAAGUGUAUAUGUGUCUUGGUUUUGUGGGGGAUAUUAAAUUGAUUUCAGUGUUUUUAUUAAUAUUAUUUAUGCCUUUAAGGUUCUCUGAAUUGUUUGUGCGGCACGUGGCAGGAUGUUUUCAUUUAAAACGUAUCCUGGUUUAUUUUAAAUAGUCAGGUUAGUUUUCAGAGUGUAGUUUGUUUACUCAGAGCUCACAUCAAUUGACUAAGUAUGUCUUGUAGACAAUGUUUCUUCAUCCAGGCUUUAUUGUGACAGACAGUCAGUACAAGCCUGUAUGUGUGUGUGUGUGUGUGUGUGUGUUUCUCAUUUUUGUGUCGUUAAUUGUGCAUAAUUCCAAUAAAGACAUUUCUAAACUAA